UCUCUCGCUCAUCUUCUCCCGUAGAUUCUUUUAGACGUGGCAGUGGCACAGAAGAAAAGGGGAGUUGUCGGUACAUACAGAUCGAGAGCAAAUCAUUCAUGUGUGUGCACCGAACAUGCCCCGUCUCGUGAGACGCAGGUGAAAGGGACUCUGAACUCGCCAGCGUCAGGCGCGUCAGUGCGCGCUCAGAUCCGCGUCGCUCAGUUUGAGUUCUUCUCCGCAGUUCAGCGAGCGUGAGGCAAUGCGAAUUCACCUGCUGGAGCACUGUGAUCACGCUGCGGGGGUGCCCAAGUUGAUAGCUGAAUAAUAAAAUAUGAGUUUCGACCCAUAAUGUUUGGAAUUAAGGAUACACAGCGUUUUAUGUGGAUUAUUGAGCGUGCAGAUAACCGAGAAACAUCCCCCAGCGAUUGAAGCAAGAACACUGAAGGAAAGCGAUGCAACUCGCUCCCUUCCACCAAACCUCUCGACGAAACCGGUUUUUCUUUUUUCUUUGGGAAUAUAUGCGCAGUGUGGGAAAGGAUUUGGGAAGAUUUCUGCACCUAAGGAGAAUGAAAAUCCAAUUUUGAUAAGUAAUAGGAGGGACCAGUAAGUUAAAAUAACAGACGGAGAUAAUAGCCUACAUACGGUCAGACUACUGAAUCUUAUUUCCCUUCCAGACAAAUCGGCUGCAUUCUCGUGUCAAACUUAAGGAGUAGACACCAUUGGGAAAAAAAUGGAAAGAACAUCAACGGAUAACAGCGAUGACUUGGAUUUUCAGGAUGUGGGAACACAGAUUUAAUUUCUUGGUCUAAAUGAACAAAUCGUUUGUCAAAAUACGUAAAAGACUCAGCACGGAGUUGGCCUCGUAAUGUAAUUGGCUGAAGACAAGUUAUUUUUUGGACGGUUAAGCAGAGGUUAUGUAAUGCAAGAACGGAGAAUGACAUUUGCUUGUCACAGACCUGGAAGUUGUAAUUUUGCAUCAAUUUGAUUAGACGCUUUUUUCAUAUAGGAUCCUCUUUUUUUAAAAUCAACGUCGCUCUUUUUUAGUGCCCUGCGGCACUCAGUUUUGAUGUCAGAGAAGGCUACCGCUCCGUCGCCAUGACGACCGAGGAGUGUCCCAUGCCACUUGGCAUGAGCAAGGUGGGGGCGGGGCUGUGUGAGGACUUUGGCCCCUCUCAGGGGGAUGACAUCAUCGAGGAGGUGGGGCCGUGCGAUGAUGCGGGCAGUGACCUCAGCACUUUGGUCGUGCCGUUUCCUGAGUUGGCGCCAGUGGUUUUCUUCUGCCUCAAGCAGACCACCUGCCCACGCAGCUGGUGCAUUCGCAUGGUGUCGAGCCCGUGGUUCGAGCGCAUCAGCAUCAUGGUGAUCCUGCUGAACUGUGUCACUCUGGGGAUGUACCAGCCCUGCGAGAACAUCGACUGCACCUCAGAGCGCUGUCAGAUUCUACAGGCAUUCGAUGCGUUUAUCUAUAUUUUCUUUGCAUUGGAGAUGGUGGUGAAGAUGGUGGCUCUGGGGAUCUUUGGCCGUCGCUGUUAUCUUGGCGAUACUUGGAACAGACUGGACUUUUUCAUUGUCAUGGCAGGGAUAGUUGAAUACUCCCUUGAUCUCCAGAACAUCAACUUCUCCGCCAUCAGAACAGUGCGUGUACUCAGACCUCUCAAAGCCAUCAACAGAGUACCCAGUAUGCGUAUCCUGGUGAACCUGCUGCUGGACACGCUGCCUAUGCUGGGAAAUGUGCUUCUGCUCUGUUUUUUUGUCUUCUUCAUUUUUGGCAUAAUUGGCGUGCAGCUAUGGGCUGGACUAUUAAGAAAUCGCUGUUACCCAGAGGAGAACUUCACCCUCACAUCUGGCAUCACCCUCCCCGCCCCAUAUUAUCAGCCUGAGGAGGAUGACGAGCGGCCCUUCAUCUGCUCUCUGGCUCAGGAUAACGGCAUCAUGUCCUGCAGUGACGUGCCCGCUCGGAGAGAAGGCGGACGGGAGUGCUGUCUUAAUAAAGAGGAUGCACUGCACCGUCAGGCCCUGGGCCUGAGCGCGGAGCCGCUUGUCAAUGGCAGUGCCUCCGCCGUGGGGCUCUGUGUGAACUGGAACCAGUAUUAUACCCGCUGUCACACAGGACACACCAACCCACAUAAAGGAGCGAUCAAUUUUGACAACAUAGGUUACGCAUGGAUCGUCAUAUUUCAGGUGAUCACGCUGGAGGGUUGGGUGGAGAUCAUGUACUACGUCAUGGAUGCGCAUUCCUUCUACAACUUCAUCUACUUCAUAUUCCUCAUUAUCAUUGGAUCUUUCUUCAUGAUUAAUCUGUGCCUGGUGGUCAUUGCCACUCAGUUUUCGGAGACCAAACAGCGAGAGCACCAGCUGAUGCAAGAGCAACGUGCUCGCUGCCUGUCCUCCAGCACACUGGCUUCACUCGCUGAGCCUGGAGAUUGUUAUGAGGAGCUCUUCCAGCUGGUCUGCCACAUCCUGCGCAAGGCCCGCCGCCGCUCAGCUGCCCUUUACUACAUGCUCCGUGGCAAAGCCCCUCCCCCUGGGGGAGGGAGGGGGCGUGGUAAAGGAGGAGCAGGAUCGACAGGGGGAGGGGCUAAUGUGAAUGGCAGUGAAAGACACCACUGCCAUUCUACUCAAACACCUCACUGUAUGCAUGAUACCAAGUUGGACCACAGCUCCCAAACUCUGAAGAAUGCCAUCACCCUCUCCAUCACCGCAAACACAGAGCAGUGUCCACAGUGUGCUGCAGCCCUGUCACUCAAGGAAGGGGCGGGAUUGACGGGGCACUCGGCCAAUGGGGAGGAAGAGGAGGGUGCGCUGGAGGAGACCGACAGGGAUGAGAACUGCUUGGAUGAGAAGGGGGACAAUGAAUCCGAGGACAUGCCGAAGAUGAAACGCUCCUGUUUAGGGAAAUGUAAAGAUAUUUGGGAUGAAAUGAGAGUGAAGCUUUGGGGUAUAGUUGAAAGCAAGUACUUCAACAGAGGGAUUAUGAUCGCCAUCCUCAUCAAUACAAUCAGCAUGGGCAUCGAGCACCAUAACCAGCCUGAUGAACUGACUAAUGUCCUGGAGAUUUGUAACAUAGUGUUCACCAGUAUGUUCACCCUGGAGAUGAUCCUCAAGCUUACUGCCUUUGGCUUCUUUGAAUAUCUUAGAAACCCCUAUAACAUCUUUGAUGGCAUUAUUGUGAUCAUCAGUGUAUGUGAGAUCAUUGGGCAGUCUGACGGGGGUCUGUCCGUCCUGAGGACGUUCAGACUGUUGAGGGUCAUAAAGCUGGUUCGGUUCAUGCCAGCUCUGCGCAGACAGCUGGUGGUCCUGAUGAAGACCAUGGACAAUGUGGCCACUUUCUGCAUGUUACUAAUGCUCUUUAUCUUCAUAUUCAGUAUUCUGGGAAUGCACAUAUUUGGCUGCAAGUUCAGCCUGAAGACAGAGGCUGGGGACACAGUACCUGACAGGAAAAACUUUGACUCCCUGCUUUGGGCCAUUGUCACAGUGUUUCAGAUCCUAACUCAAGAGGACUGGAACAUGGUUUUGUAUAACGGCAUGGCCUCUACCUCCCCUCUGGCAGCCCUGUAUUUCGUCGCGCUCAUGACUUUUGGGAACUACGUUCUGUUCAAUCUGCUUGUGGCUAUCUUAGUCGAAGGAUUUCAGGCUGAGGGUGAUGCUAACCGUUCCUACUCUGAUGACGACAGAUCCUCUUGUAACUUAGAAGAAACUGAGAAAAAGGACUCACUCCAGCUGUCCGAUCCCAAGAUUUCCACUUUGACCCCUAAUGGACAUCUGGAUUUGUCACCUGCACCCAACGCCAGGGGCCUGUACCCAUCUGAAAGGCUGAGUUUUGCCUUGAGUUCCCGCAAGAGCAGCGUGAGCUCUCUAGGCAUGGCUAGCCUGGAGCAGACGGCACUGUGUCCAGGACGAGCCUCUUUGUAUCACAACUGGGGACGGCCCGCACGACCAGGAAUAUGGAGUCGCAGGUCAAGCUGGAACAGCUUAAGUCGAUCCUCUAGAUGCCUGGGAAUGGGGGGCGGAGGCAGUUUAAGGGUCCGCAGCCCUCACUCUCGCCCCGCUGAGCAGGAGUCCCUGCUGUCUCCUCCGCCCCCUCCUCUGCACCCGCCUCUGCUCUCCAGACGCUUUGUCCCGUGCAGAGAACGCCGGGCUCUCUCUUUGGAGCUUCCUGAGCUGCUGCAGGUGCCUGGACCAGCCCUGCCUCCUCUGCAUGCACGGCAACGCAAGAAGAGCUUCUCUGGGGGUCUGGGAAGCGUUGGAGAGCACCAGGACUGUAAUGGGAAGACACCAUCAGUCCAACCACAAAUCAUCAAUGAAGUCUACCCUCAGGUCAAUGCACGCAAGGACAGGGAGGAUCUGGAUGAUGAGCUGGACUAUAGUCUAUGUUUCCGGAUGCAGAAGAUGAUGGAGGUGUACAGACCAGACUGGUGUGAGACCAGAGACUGGUCCGUCUUCCUCUUCUCUCCCCAAAAUAAGUUCAGGUUGUUGUGCCAGUCCAUUAUAGCCCAUAAGCUGUUUGACUAUGUGGUGCUGGUCUUCAUCUUCUCAAACUGCAUCACUGUGGCUCUGGAGAGACCCAAGAUCCUUCAGGGUAGCCUGGAGAGGCUUUUCCUCACCGUGUCCAAUUACAUUUUCACAGCCAUAUUUGUGGGGGAGAUGACACUUAAGGUGGUGUCUAUGGGCUUGUAUCUUGGAGAGCAGGCGUACUUGCGCAGCAGUUGGAACAUUUUGGAUGGUUUCCUGGUGUUUGUGUCUCUGAUUGACAUUGUUGUGUCGAUGGCGGGCGGAGCUAAGAUCCUUGGGGUGCUCAGGGUUCUCAGGCUUCUGCGCACACUGCGCCCCCUCAGGGUUAUCAGUCGAGCUCCUGGCCUCAAACUGGUUGUGGAGACUUUGAUCACCUCUCUGAAGCCUAUAGGAAACAUAGUUCUCAUCUGCUGUGCCUUUUUCAUCAUCUUUGGCAUCCUGGGAGUCCAGCUUUUCAAAGGCAAGUUCUACCACUGCUUGGGCCUGGAUGUCAAAAACAUCACCAACAAGUCUGACUGCCUCUUGGCCAAUUAUAAGUGGGUCCAUCACAAGUACAAUUUUGACAACUUGGGGCAGGCCCUGAUGUCCCUGUUUGUGCUUGCAUCGAAGGACGGCUGGGUCAACAUCAUGUAUCAUGGUCUGGAUGCAGUAGCAGUGGACCAGCAGCCCAUAACCAAUAACAACCCCUGGAUGCUGCUGUACUUCAUCUCCUUUCUCCUGAUCGUCAGUUUCUUCGUGCUGAACAUGUUUGUUGGAGUGGUGGUGGAGAACUUCCACAAGUGCCGACAGCACCAGGAGGUGGAGGAGGCCAAGAGGAGGGAGGAGAAGAGAUUGAGACGCAUGGAGAAAAAGAGACGGAAGGCCCAGAAGUUGCCUUACUAUGCCAGUUACAGUCAUGUGCGAUUGAUGAUCCACACCCUGUGCACCAGUCACUACCUGGACAUCUUCAUCACCUUCAUCAUCUGUGUAAACGUUGUGACUAUGUCACUGGAGCACUACAGCCAGCCUCAUUCUCUGGAGAUCACACUCAAGUACUGUAAUUAUUUCUUCACCAGCACCUUUGUGCUGGAGGCUGUCCUGAAGCUCAUCGCAUUUGGCUUCCGACGUUUCUUCAAAGACAGGUGGAACCAGCUGGAUUUGGCUAUAGUGCUGCUGUCAGUCAUGGGCAUCACAUUGGAGGAGAUUGAGAUCAGUGCAGCUCUGCCCAUCAACCCCACCAUCAUACGUAUCAUGAGGGUCCUACGCAUCGCACGUGUGCUAAAGCUGUUAAAGAUGGCCACGGGAAUGAGAGCGCUGCUGGAUACGGUAGUUCAAGCCCUGCCACAGGUGGGGAACCUUGGCCUCCUCUUCAUGCUGCUGUUUUUCAUUUAUGCUGCACUGGGGGUGGAAUUAUUUGGAGAGCUGGUGUGUAACGAGGACUACCCAUGUGAGGGCAUGAGUCGGCACGCCACCUUUGAGAACUUCGGCAUGGCGUUCCUCACCCUCUUCCAGGUCUCCACUGGUGACAACUGGAACGGCAUAAUGAAGGACACUCUUCGAGAAUGCCCACCGGGCGAAUACACCUGUAAUCCCAGCCUACAAUUCAUCUCUCCGCUGUACUUUGUGAGCUUUGUGCUCACGGCUCAGUUUGUUCUCAUCAAUGUGGUCGUGGCAGUGCUGAUGAAACACCUAGACGACUCCAACAAAGAAGCCCAAGAGGAGGCAGAGAUGGAUGCAGAGAUUGAACUGGAGCUGGCCCAGGGAACGCUCUGCUGCAUCGGAGGAGUCGGGUCUGGAGCAGAGAGGAGCAGUGGGGGACAGCAGGGGGCUGGACCCAGCUCUACUGUUCUACCUCUGUCCCCAAACACACACCCAGGUGCCCAUGAGCUCAACAGCACCAGGAAACUCUACUCACCAGCCCAGGAGAACUUGUGGCUGGACAGUGUAUCUCUGCUUAUCAAAGAUUCAUUUGAAGGGGAGAUGCUGAUGAUUGACAACCUCUCUGGCUCCGUUUUCCAUCAUUACUCCUCCCCACCUGUCUGCAAGGACUGCAGGACUCAUCCGCAAGAGCAGAUCCACAUGGCUGAACUGGAGCAGGCAUCUCUGAGGUCAGAGCAGCUCUCAGAUAAGUCAUCCUCACCAGCGCUGCCUGAUGACCUCAGCCUGGACGAGCAGAGCAUGUACCAGAUGGCUGCCAAAGAGGGCAAGGAAAGGGGCUGUGAUGAGUGCCUAAACACUGAAGAACCUGGAGGGAGAGGUCACAGCAGGUUACGGCGACCCUCUCGGGUUCACAGCUCUGGGACAGAAGAGGGGGUGGCAAUGAAUGGAGCCAGUUCUCAAAGUCCACAUCACAACACACCUGCUCGUCACAGCAUAGGUGAAGUUCCCAGCAGUAAUCAGGUGUACCCAGGUGUUUCUGGAGCUUCGAGCUGCUCUACCACUCCCAUCCGUCUCCCUGCUGAAUUCUUCCACCCAGCUGCUGCGGCCCUCCCCGCACCCCCGAGAGGUCGACCGGGACACAAACCAAGAGGGCUCCGGCUAACUUCCCCAGCCUCAUGGGCAUCUCUACGCUCUCCUGGAGCAAACACCAGACUGCUCACCACACAGUAUCCAUCUCACAGUGACUCCUCCCUGGCUACGGGCAGCUCAGAGAGCAGCCUACCAACCACCAUGGAAGAAGGGCUCAGUUUCACCACCCAGCCACUACUGGACACACUCCUUGUCCUCUCCACAGAGACCCUGAGACCCAGCCCUCCAGCCGCCCAGAACCUCCAAACUAUGAGGGGGCACCAGAGCAGCAAGAACAGAUGUGAAAGAGACAUUAAUGCAGGAAGAACACAGCAAGACUCCGAUGAAGAUGUAGGGAUGGUACGGUGCGGUUCUAACCAGACGUGCGAUAGCCAGCAGCUCUCAGAGACACUGAGCAGCCUGUCCCUCACAUCGCUGCUUCUGCCUAGCUCUCUAGUGCCCCCAUCUGUGAAAAAGUGCAACAGCACGGGUAGCUUAGACCAGGGGACUCUCACAACCCAAGAAAAUGUGUUCAUAAAAGAGCCACAGGGUAAAAUCACCAGCCCCUGGAAAGAAAGGAAAGAAGGAAGAAGAGAGAGUCAGUCGGAGGCAGCACAAGGAAAAGACGGGGAAAAUACAAGCCAAAUAACAAUUGUGGGCUCCACAAGAAAUAGAUGAAACUUUACCUAUUAGUUAUUUCUAAGGCCCAAUACUCAAUCUCUGUUUUGUUUUGAUUUUUCAGGGAGCAGUUUGACAUGUGGCAUUCCAUCUUAAAGUCUAUCUCUCUCUAUAUCCCUGUUUUCAUUUGUGACCUGUUACCAUUUUGUAUUUGCUUGUGGUAAACGUCCGACAGGACUGUACAGAAACUGGAGAGAGAGACCUGAGAGCAGUUUGGCCCCUUAGAGCAUGACUAGACAGAAGAGGACUGUUCAGACAGUUGCCUGAACAAUCAGGUCAGGAGACGACAUACAGUACAGGCAAAGCUUUCCAUAUGCUGGAAUGCUGGGAGUUUUCUCAAAUGUCAGUUAAAAAGAAAAAAUAAACCCAAAAGUAGAUAAACCCAAAAGUAUAUAUAGAGGAACUGAAAAGAUAAAGAGAUACAGAAAAAAGAGAUAUAGUAAAAGAGAUUUCUUCUCUAAAAGAGGGCAAGUUGUGUUACAUUACAAGGAAGAGUUUAGGAUUUUAAGUCUUUCAGUAUACAGUACUUACAGUUUUUUUCAUUCACUUGUCAUUUUGUUUGUUUGUAUUUGUGUAUUUCUACGUCAUUGAGAAUAGAGAACAGUGUUCCUCAUUCAACCUAACGAAAAGCAUUCAUUUAGAGAGUGACCAAACUUAACGAGAGGAAGUCAGACAUCCAUCUGUCCAUCCAUCUAUCCAUCUAUCUGUCAUUAUGUCUGUAGUUGUAUUUAUUUAUUUAUUUAUUCAUUCAGAGUUAUUUAUAUAUUUAUUUAUUCAAGUUUAUUUAAAUUAUUGUUUAUAUAUUUAAUUAAAGGGCAAAUGUAGAAAUAUGUGAUCUCCUACAUUUUGCAUUAGGAGAUGUAGAAAAUAUGGACACAACGACAAAGAACAGUCCUCUGCAUGAUGGAGUCUCUUUACAACAUAACAACUACUGAAGAUGUCAAUGCUGGAAGAAAGCAGUGAGGUUUUUACUCAGAUAUUUUUUUAUUUAUAUGCUCCGGAUUAAGGAAUAGGUGACGCACAUUGUUGUGGUCACUUUUCUCCUCCCCACAACACAAAAACGUUUCUCUAUGUGACUUUAUUCCCUGCAAGUGGCUUCCAUUUUUAUAAUUUUAGUUAGGUGGAAGGGGGCUUUUUGUAUGCUGGGGUGAAAAGAUACAAACACACAGACACACAAAGAAAAAAAGAAAAAAAAAUACCAUCCUAAGGAUUUUAGACUGUGGAUUACAUGGAUAUAGAAUACAGCCAGAGACAAAGGAUGAUGAACAGGCCAUGGGAUUUAAAUGCUUUUUCAAGAACCCUGGAGUCUCUGCUUUAUUUUGGUCCUCGGAUGGCAUGUCAGAUGAGGAAAACACAAGAUGGUGAUAUUUAGCUUUCAUUUUGACAAAACUAGGUUGAUUGGAUUUGCAAUUGAAUCAGUUAUUUAUACAUUAAUUUUCUUAAGCAUGGUUACUGGACUGCAGUAGGACACCUGAUUUAUUAUUCCUCCUCUUUGAAAAAAAUGCACUCCUUUGCUCUUUAUUUCAUUUAGCUUAGACUUGGUCACUGUAUUCAUGUGCAAAUGGAGCAACUCUAGGUAUGACACUCCAAAUAUCUCCAGAUAUCUUAGUUUAGUUUGCUGUAGUGUUUAGCACCCCUGAUGUUUUUGUUUUUGUUUUUCUUUUAGAAUAUUCAGGUAAAUAUCACAUGUAGACUUGACCUGUUGAUGAACUUCAUUGUUAUUUGAUUGGUAUUGACUGUCCAUCCGUGACAUCGGGGUCUCUAUACAUUACAUCAGUUGUGUUGUGGUUUAGUCUGGACCCAAGUGCGUGAUUGUCAUUUUAUUCUUGCCUAUUUAAUUCAUGGAGCCACCGUUUUGAAAUGAGGUACACUGAAGUAUUAAAUUUUAUUCAGCAAAACACAAUAACAAAGGGCUUACUUCGUUUCCAAGGUGUUCUUGGAUCUCACAAGACAAUUUUUGCUAAUAGUGUGCAAGACUUCAAAGGUUAGUCUGACACUACAGCAAUAAAGAGUAGCUUUGUGUGCCCCAAAUAUACAUGAUGUCAUGAUGUCUUUUAUUUGUAUUUGUAUUUCAAGUAGAUUACUUGCCCUUGUUUACUAGUAACAAUACCUGCACGACUUGAGGACUGAUCAGAUGGGCUAAUAGAUGGACUGCCAAUGGUUCAGAUGAACAAAUGAAGUCAUUUUGAGCUCAGGGCCUUGGUAAAUACCACUACUGAAUGCUCUGUUUCCUCAGGGAGACAAAUGGCUGGAAAAAGGAGGACUGUAUGUUAAAUGUUAAUGUUCAUUUGAUUUGACUUUACAUUUAAUGCUCCAAUAAGCUUGCGUCAGUAUACCGCCAUUAUAGCAGAAUAUGAGUGGAGGCCAGUUUUAUUAAAGUAACAGGUAAACUGAAAGCUAAUUCAUAGCCAUUGUUGUAUAGUUUGAAAGUGUAUGUAGCUUAAAGAAAAAUCUGCCAAUGCAUUUAAGGACGGAUGCAUAUAUAUUGUGUAUGUACGAAUGGUCUAGAGUAGUGGGUGAGAUUUUAUACAAAACUUGAUGUGUCUUGUCACUGGGUUGAACAUAUGUACAUAUCCUUUUAUAUAAUUAAACUGCAUGUGUGCUAUGACCAGUGACAAUGAUACAUGCAUUUUAGAAUGGCUGAGGCUUAGGUUUCGUAAUUUUUUUUCCCCGUCACUCUGAGGUCUUCCUGAAACUGUAUUAAUGUAAACUUAAUUUCCUUUUGGUUUAUUGAUGAGACUAUACUUCCCAUGAGACAGCUGUGGUCACGUGCAAUUUGGGUUUGAACUGUCCUCAGUGCUAGCUUAAAUCCCUUAUUGCACAGUUCUGGUCCUUGUAUCUGAUUGGCUGUGCAGCGUUCAAUCAUUUUCACUGUUGGAAUGGCUCAGAUUGUAUGUGUUUGUGGUGUUCCAGACCAGAGUAUGUAAGCGGUGUGGAGUGGUAGUUUGAGCAGGGAGCGGGAAAUGAAAAAAAAAAAAAAAAACCUCUUGAGGUGGAGCUUAAAAACUUGGCUUGAUUACAGUGUGCUCUUCGCGGUCACUCCAUUCUACUCACAUCCUCUCUUCUGUUGUAUGUAUAUUACACAAUGCUUGAUGACUGGGCUUUUUUAGAAGUAUUUUAUAAAAAAUAAAAAAACAAUUGAGUCCUUGAUUUUUAAAGGGAUAGUUCACCCAAAAGUGAAAAGUCAUCAGUUUUAAAUCUUGUAUGACUUGCUUUCUCAUGCGAAAUGCAAAAGAAGAUAUUUUGAAAAUAUCUCUUUCAUUGUCCUUACAGUGAAACUCAACAGGGUUUCAUGUUUGGACUCCAUAGAGUUCAACAGUUUGUCUCUGGAAGUAAAAAUCCCAUUCAUUAUCUCCAUAGAGGAAAUUGAUUUUUUAUAAACCUUUUAAACAGACAGGCCUACUGUGAUCUGCAAGAUUAAAGCGAUGGUAUAUGCUUUUGUUGAAGCCUUCAGUUAGCGUUAUUUCAACGUAUUUGUUUAAUAAUCAUGUUUACCAGCAGGAUUUGUGAUGAAAAACUAUAUUAUCCAUGAUUCUGAAAAGAGAGUCCCCCCACUGUUAUUAAGUAAUUUGAAUGGUGUAAUAGUCUCUACACUCUCAAACUACUUUAAUGUUGUAUAUGCAUGUAUAUUUUGCAUGCAUGUGUAGUUUCUAUGUACAAUCAACACAUAAGUCAAUAGAUUUAUAUUUAUCUGUUGUUUUUAAUUCAGUCAUGUCAUUCACAAUGCUUUAUGGGAUUGUAGUUCUUUUCCUUACUGAAGUCCUUAAACCUUUGUGUUUUUGUCCGAUUUUCUGAUACUUUUUUGUGUCAAAAUAAAGUUGUCAUGUUGUGAUUUACCUCAUAGCUGAUUGUUUUGGCUAAUGGCUUAUAACUCUUUACUAGAGAUGUUUUAAAUAUCUUUAUGGAACAAUGAAUGGGAAAAAUACUUUCAGAACCAAGGCUGCUGAAAAAGUGGGUAGACAGUGUUGCACUCGGUUGACAUUUUAUUUUUAUUUUUUUAUUUUUUUGGUCAACUAUGCCUUUAAUUUCUUGUGCUGAUAUUCAGUGCAGCAUGCUUAUGUGAUAUUGCUUAAUUUGGAUAUUCAUAAAAUUAAUUGGUUUGCCCCUCUAAAAGAAGCAAUAAACUCCAUGUAACAUAAUCCUUGAGAAAAUGAAGAUGGGUGGAAAAAGACAGGAGAGGAUCUGACAGUAGGCACGCUACUAGUGCUUUGGCAUGCUUGUGUGGUCGGUCAAAAAAGCUCUGAAGCGGAAACUCAUGGGAGAAACGUUGUUUCUCAACACCUAAACCAUCUCUUCCCUCCAGCUAUCUGUCCUUUAAAUGUCAGCUGCUCUGCUGUUUCAAGUCCUGUCCGCACGCUUGCAGGGCCGUGGUGUCACCAGCCUCGGGAAUCUUGGGAUGCGGGCUGUCACACCACAGCACAAAUCAAGUCAAAAUAUUUUAUUUUAUCAUGUGAAUUCAAAAUAUUUCAUUUUAUCGUGUGAAAUUAAGGGAUGAUCUUUGGCUGAGCACUAAAUUGCCCUCUGAAAGGGUAGCGUUUCUGUAGCUGCAGUUUUUGUCGUUUACGCUAGGAAGUCCUGGAGGUCGUAAGCUUUAUAUUUGACUCAUAUGCGCUCUUAUCUAAUCAUUACAGCUUUGGAGAGUGUCGGUUAGAUGUAUGGAGAACCUCUGACAUCAGUGUUUUAUCUAGAGGUUGAGUAAUUACUCUCCCCGUCUGACUGGAAUAAAACAAGCGCUAAUCGCUACAGAAGUCAUACGGGGAAAAUAAAGGUGAUCCUCCCACUUAAUGACAAAAAAAUGAUCUUCAGUAAUGACUAUGGCACCUCUAAAAGGACAGUGAGAUGGAUACACUUGUAGUGCAUUGCAUGGCCUUAAAUGUGUCAUUAUCUGUACCUUUCCGUUUUUAAAGUGUAAAGAAAGAAAUGGUUAAAGUUACUUCUAGGUGUUGUAAAUUUGGACUAAACUGCAGCUUGUUGUGAAAUCACAAGUGUAGCUCUGAGUAGGUGUGUUUGAUUCUGUCUCUUUCCCCUCUCUCAUUUGGUUUGUUUGGCAAUCACUAAAUCAAGACACUGGCUCUCCAUCAUCACAGAGCAGAGCACUUCACACACCUGAAAUAUGGUAGCCUACUCACACAUACACACAAACAACGGUUUCAUCAAGAUGACACAAAGUAAAUCACUCCUGACAUUCUGCUUGGAUUUGGUUACUUAAGCUCCACCGCAUUUGGUACCGAUAAGAAUAAAAAAAAUGAGGAGCAAAAGAUAUAAAGGACAAAAACACCAUAAACAUCCUGUGACAACAGGAACAAAGGCUGAAAGUUAUCUGAUGUCCCUGUCAAUCUGCUCUAUUAGAAGCAAUGCUGAUACCUGCACUCUACAGCAGUGCCUCUCAACUGGUGGCCUGUAGUUAUGACCUGAUAUGCUAACUGCAAAUAAUAACAUACGAUAUAUAUAUAUAGUUUUUUAAAGGAAGAUAUAAAUAGUUUGCAUAUAUUUUCUUGUUGACCUCAAAGCAUGAGUAUUCAUAUCAGAAUCUUGGUAGAAGGUAGC
Molecule: messenger RNA, 13206 nt
Organism: Cyprinus carpio (common carp)
Lineage: Eukaryota; Metazoa; Chordata; Actinopteri; Cypriniformes; Cyprinidae
Product: voltage-dependent T-type calcium channel subunit alpha-1I-like
Biological process (GO): membrane depolarization during action potential; calcium ion import; positive regulation of calcium ion-dependent exocytosis
Cellular component (GO): neuron projection; plasma membrane; voltage-gated sodium channel complex
Molecular function (GO): low voltage-gated calcium channel activity; voltage-gated sodium channel activity
Source: RefSeq, a predicted model, not a curated record